Messenger RNA from Ooceraea biroi (clonal raider ant), 1110 nucleotides. RefSeq lists its product as uncharacterized. The record is from RefSeq and is a predicted model, not a curated record. Gene Ontology annotation, molecular function: nucleic acid binding. Lineage: Eukaryota; Metazoa; Arthropoda; Insecta; Hymenoptera; Formicidae.
CAUUGCAAGUACACACACGUUUAAUUUCGCGCACUUUGACAUCACCGUGCAUCUCGAAAGCUCUACGAAAUUUAUGAAAACAUUACUGUAAAUAUCCUACUAGAGAUUCAAGAAGUCCAGUGGAUACAACAUAGGUGUAAGGUCAAAGCACAAAGACACAUAAAGGACCGUCUACAAUGAAUUGUAGCCGUAAAUGUAGUCGUAAAAUUGACCAAUCACAGUUUGCUAUUUUCUUUGCGAUCAAAGAAUAAGAAAUUGGCCCUUAGCAUGAUGUCUGCUAACUAUACGCUUCAUUAAUCUUCGUUAAUUAUAAAAAUUAUUGCUUCCCAAACUGUGAAAGUGAAACAUUGUUUAUUAACUUGAAUUUCUUCCUUUCGAUGAACGGAUUUCUCAAGAAACAGAAAAAGUGGGUAUACCUAUAAAAGUGGGUAUAAAUUCAAGUUAAUAAACAAUGUUAAUCCACAUAAGCAGUUUCUUUUGUAUCGUGAUAACAGAAAGCAAACAUGUUUAGCAACGAAGAAUAUCGCGAUAUGCAUUAUCUGUAUGGACUUUGUGAUGGCAAUGCUGCUGCAGCUGAGAGAGAAUACCAGAUACGAUUUCCGCGGCGACAACAUCCUAAAAGACGAGUGUUUGAAGCCUUACAUCGAAGGAUGGGAGAGACAGGUGUAUUUCAACCACAACAUCACGUUGGUCGUCCAAGGCAUAAUGUGGAUCGAGAGGAAGAAAUUCUCGAUAUUGUACAUGAAACCCCAUCUAUCAGUACUCGACAUAUUGCGAAUCGUCCCGUGCAAGAGUUACUACCGCGAGAUCAUCAAUAUCGUCGCGAGUACUGUCGAUGGUUGCUACACAAAAACAUUGAUGAACCAGAUUUUCUCAACCAUGUGUUGUGGACUGACGAAGCGGGAUUCACACGAGAUGGAAUUAUGAAUAUGCAUAAUCUACAUGUUUGGUCUGAUGUGAAUCCUCAUGCAACACGACCCAUCUCAUUCCAACAUCGAUUUUCUGUGAAUGUUUGAGCAGACUACACAUACUACUGGAAGAUAUACCCCUACACACUCGACGACAAAUGUGGUAUCAAUUAGAUGGCGCUCCAGCGCAUUUUACACGUCC